AUGGAGCCUGAAAUAAACUGCUCUGAAUUUUGUGACAGUUUUCCUGGCCAGGAGCUGGAUCAGAGACCCCUUCAUGAUCUCUGCAGGACAACAAUUACCUCUUCCCAGCAUAGCAGUCAGACGGUCCCUUCAUUGUCUCCUGCCCUCUUGGGUGUUAUUUGGACUUUUCUCAGCUGUGGACUACUUUUGAUACUCUUCUUCCUUGCCUUCACAAUUCGCUGCAGGAAGAACAGGAUUGUGAAGAUGUCCAGUCCCAAUCUGAACAUUGUGACCUUACUGGGCAGUUGUCUGACUUACAGUAGUGCUUAUCUCUUUGGGAUUCAAGAUGUUUUUACAGGGAGUUCAAUGGAAACUCUCAUUCAGAUAAGACUGUCUCUGCUGUGCAUUGGGACCUCCCUUGUGAUUGGCCCUGUUCUGGGGAAGAGCUGGCGACUCUACAARGUGUUUACCCAGAGAGUCCCGGACAAGAGAGUGAUUAUCAAAGACCUGCAGUUGCUGGGGUUGGUGGCAGCCCUGGUGAUGGCCGAUGUGAUCCUGCUCAUGACAUGGGUGCUGACUGAUCCCAUUCAGUGCCUCCAGAUCGUCGGUGUCAGCAUGACGGUGACAGGGAGAGAUGUGUCCUGCUCUUUCACCAACACACACUUCUGUGCUUCACGGUACUCUGAUGUCUGGAUUGCUCUCGUUUUGGGAUGCAAGGGACUGUUCUUGCUGUAUGGUGCCUACCUGGCUGGCCUGACAGACCACGUCAGCUCUCCUCCUGUGAAUCAGUCCCUAACAAUCAUGGUUGGGGUCAACCUCCUGGUACUGGCUGCAGGGCUGCUGUUUGUAGUCACCAGAUACUUGCACUCCUGGCCCAACCUCGUCUUUGGACUCACAUCUGGAGGCAUCUUUGUUUGCACAACCACAAUCAACUGCUUCAUCUUCAUUCCUCAGCUGAAGCAAUGGAAGGCAUUUGAAGGGGAAAACCAAACAAUCAGACACAUGGCCAAAUAUUUCAGUACUCCCAGCAAAAGCUUGCAUACCCAGUUUGGUGACGAACAGACCUGCCACCUGAGAGGAGAGAAGAGCUCCAUGGAGAGGCUCCUCACAGAAAAAAAUGCUGUGAUUGAAAGCCUGCAGGAACAAGUAAACAAUGCCAAAGAGAAGCUGGUGCGGCUGAUGUCUGCUGAGUGCACCUAUGACACCCCAGAGUGGGCUGUCCCACCCACCUCUUUCCAGGGCCAGGAUGCCCCAGCUGCAGCCUCUGCUCAUGACCUGGCAGCUCAGGGACCUUCAGAAUGCCCCUCUGCCUCUCAGGAUGAUGUGGGCAAAGCUACCCAAGACUCCCAGUGCACCUCAGCAUCCUCCCCACACAUGCAGAGCCUCAGGACACCUGCAAGGGACACCAGCUCCUCCCCAGGCCAGAAAAUGCCUGACUUGAAAGACUUUUCCGAUCAUCCAGACUUGGGUUGUAGCCAGAAGCCGCAGGCUGAGCAAAGACAAAGUCCAGAAAGAGAAGACCAGGGACCUGAGGCCCCCAGCCAGAGUGUCGUACUAAGUGGAGGGGCCUCUGGUCUCCAGAGACAAAGGCAGGGCUCAGAGGCUUCCCCAGAGAGAGUACCUGGGGUCAGUUCAGCAGUCAGGGAAAAGCUUCAGGAAGUCUUACAAGAGCUGGACUUGGGCCCUGAGGCUCCCCUCUCUGCCUCCCCAUCUCGUCCUCUGCAGCUCUGGAAAAGCAGUGCUGCCCAYAGUCCCCAAAAGAUGCCCCUUUCCAGGGAGCUGGGCUUCAGCCCAUACAUAGUGAGGAGGAGGCGGGCAGCUCAGCGGGCCCGCUCACACUUUUCUGGCUCCGUACCCUCCUAUGUGUGGCAUCAGGCAGACAGGACUGUUUAUGGGGCACACAGUGGGCUGAAUGUGCAGAGUGGGGACAACCGCAGGCUGUACCUCCAAACUGCUGAUUCUAAGGUACUGAGGCUUUCUUCCAGGAAGCCUUUACUACUCCCAGAUCCUCAAGGGAGGCCAGGGUCCCUGGAGGGCAGCAAACACCGGACAGARCCCCAGGGGGCUGAAGAGAGCCAAGCAGCCUUUCCUCACCAGCCUUCUGCCUCUGCUCAGGCACAGAGUCCCACUGCCCCACGCCUUCCCCGCUCACCAGACCUGCCUGAGCAGCAGCGGCUUCGGCCCCCAGGUUACCCUGGCUGUCCCUUCCUGUCUUCUCAGUGCAACUACCUUGACACUGAGUCCAGCAGCUCAGAUGAGUUCUUCUGCCACUGCCACCGACCCUACUGUGAGAUCUGUUUCCAGAGCUCUUCUGACUCCAGUGACAGUGGCACAUCAGACACUGAUCCUGAACCUGCUGGGGGGCUGGUCUCCUGGGAAAAACUGUGGGCCCGCUCCAAGCCCAUUGUGAACUUCAAAGAUGACUUGAAACCCACGCUGGUAUAA
Urocitellus parryii (Arctic ground squirrel) is the source of this 2424-nucleotide messenger RNA. It is a transcript of the gene Gpr156, whose product is annotated as G protein-coupled receptor 156. Lineage: Eukaryota; Metazoa; Chordata; Mammalia; Rodentia; Sciuridae. Gene Ontology annotation, cellular component: membrane; G protein-coupled receptor heterodimeric complex. Gene Ontology annotation, molecular function: G protein-coupled GABA receptor activity. Gene Ontology annotation, biological process: gamma-aminobutyric acid signaling pathway; G protein-coupled receptor signaling pathway. The record is from RefSeq and is a predicted model, not a curated record.